AUGAGCUACAGUUCGUGUCGCAAGAAGAUAGUUAAGACUUGUGUGCCAUCUAACGAAUCAAUCUAUAACCUGCUACCCAAAGUUGAACAAGAGGUUUCAAAGUUGCCCCUGUACAAAUCCAUCUAUUCCUCGAAGGUUUUGAGAGAUUUGAAGAACAAAAAACACGACAGCAAAACAUUCGGAGUGGCUGAGUUGUAUCUGAAACCGCCGCAAGAAUUUCUUAAGAGGCAAGAACGUAAUGCCAGAAUAACCCUGGAAGAUACUACUAAAAAGUCCGCAGUCGCGCCUGUUCUGCGUUUCGAAAGAUUCAAGAAACCUGAUAAAAAGCAGCAAUCGACUCAUAAUUACAUUAAAGAGAACGUACAGUCUGUCCUUAAGGCACAACCGAAAAAAAUCUGCCAGCCAAUGUUGGUGUUCACCAAAAAGGGGGAUAAGUUCAGUUUCCGCGACAGUGGCAUGGACGCUCAUUACUCCAGAUGUCGGGAAUUUGGAAAGGUGCCCUGCUAUGUGCAACGUAGAAAGAAGGAAUUGCAAGAUGCCAGAGAUGAAUAUGACAGAAAGGUUUCAGACAAAAUCGGAGCUUGUGCCAUGAAAAAGUUGACCCCAGAAGAGAGAGAAACAUUGUUGUGCAAUCUGCACGAAAGUCACAAAAAAUUAUUCGAUCAGUACAACAAAUUGCCCAUGGUCAUCUCGUCUUUGACCAUGAAAAAUUUCAAGAUAAAGUUAGAAGUAGAGUUAUCGCAGUUGGAGAAAGACAUCAAGCUGCUGACCACUCACUCAGAAAUUUAUGUCGCCGAUUGA
Messenger RNA from Helobdella robusta, 801 nucleotides. RefSeq lists its product as hypothetical. Gene Ontology annotation, molecular function: calmodulin binding. The transcript is spliced from 2 exons. The coding region runs from base 1 to 801 and encodes 266 amino acids. Lineage: Eukaryota; Metazoa; Annelida; Clitellata; Rhynchobdellida; Glossiphoniidae. The record is from RefSeq and is a predicted model, not a curated record. Gene Ontology annotation, cellular component: acrosomal vesicle.